Messenger RNA from Nomia melanderi (Alkali bee), 3722 nucleotides. RefSeq lists its product as uncharacterized. Gene Ontology annotation, biological process: regulation of transcription by RNA polymerase II. The record is from RefSeq and is a predicted model, not a curated record. Gene Ontology annotation, cellular component: nucleus. NCBI's taxonomy places the organism in Eukaryota, Metazoa, Arthropoda, Insecta, Hymenoptera, Halictidae.
UCACUAGUUUGAGGAGAAGCAGUCCAAUACCCCUGGUUUAGAUCAGUGAAGGAGUAUUAUACAUUUUUGGUCAGACUUAUCGUGAUUUAAGUAUAGACAGAUACAGUCCUAUUUAAUGCAAAGCGAACUUAUACAAAAUUUGUCAUGUGAUUCGACUCAUCACCAUGAUUAUUGUACGCUACUUUAAUGUUAAAUUAAAUUAAAAAUAAAUGUUUAACAAAAGCAUAGUAAGCUAGAAAAAGUAUGGCGACGUGGGAAGGCGAAAAAUUCCAGGAAUACGAAAAUACCGACGAUAUCGAGGGAAAUUUUGAUAACAUCCUCGUAACGCAUGACCUCCAGGAUUGCCUUGACGAUAGCUUAGACUUAACAAAUUUCAACAGAGUUUACGAACAAGGUGCCAUAUUCGAUUACGAAAAGUAUUCUGAUGAUGAUACUCCUAUUGACGAAAGGCUACCUAGUGACAACACCACAGAAUCACUUCAUCAUGCAAUUAGUCCCCAUGAGAUUUAUAUGCGAAUUCAUUCUGGCCAUGAUGAUUUAUUAUCAACUGAAUCUGCACAUGCAACUAUUACCAUUGAAAGCAAAGUUUCGGACAGCAGUCAAAAACAUAUUGGCAGAUAUACUUGUGAAUAUGAGGGUUGCAAUAGAACAUAUAGCACAGUUGGAAAUUUACGAACUCAUAUGAAAACUCACAAAGGCGAGUAUCGAUUUAAAUGCGCAGAACCAAGUUGUGGCAAGGCCUUUCUCACGUCGUACAGCCUAAAGAUUCACAUUAGAGUACACACUAAAGUAAAACCCUUUGAAUGCAAUCACAAAGGCUGCGAGAAAGCAUUCAAUACCCUUUACAGACUGAGAGCUCACCAAAGACUUCACAGUGGCAAUACAUUCAACUGCGAAGAGACUGGAUGUGUUAAAUUCUUCACUACUCUAAGUGAUCUCAAGAAACAUAUUCGUACUCAUACUCAAGAAAGACCUUACAAAUGUCGAGAAAAAGGAUGUGGUAAGGCUUUUACAGCAUCGCAUCAUUUAAAAACGCAUAAAAGAACACAUACAGGAGAACGACCGUAUGUGUGUACUUAUGAAAAUUGUAAACGAUCCUUUACAACACCUCAUAGCUUAAAAAGUCAUUUAAAAACUCAUAAAAGAAUCAAUAAUGAGGAAAUGAAACAGGAAGGAAAUCAAGAUGACAGUGGAAACCAAAGAAAUAGCGAUGUACUAAAAUCGGAUAUUGAUGUUACUGAAAUAACUUCUAAGAAUUCAAAUGUGCCAUCUUAUUCUGUUAUUCCAAUAUCCUCCAGUAGUUCACAAAUUAACGGAAGUGUAAGUUACUUAUCCACAAAGAAUGUAAAUGAUCAUACUACAUCUACAAAUAAUAUGAUGGACAUUUUAAGUCAAAAAGGACUUAAUAAAGACCUCGACUAUAAUAUUAAUGUUAAAGGGAUAGAUAAUCCAAAUGAAACUGCAACAGUUACUAUCCUUACAUCAGACAAUAUUAUUUUAAAUAAUUUCAAUCAACAUGCGAUCGAUAAUUUUAAUAAUAACGGGAGUUAUGACAAGUAUAAAAUAUUCACAGAAAUAAAUAAUUCGAGUUUACCGCAGGAUCAAACUCAACAGUACGCAUCGGAUUCCUCAACGAUUGAAAUUCAAGACAAUAAGGCGAAUAAUGUAAAAACCACUAAUUCCAUAAAUUUAGAGCAAAAGAUUAUACAGGACGGUUUGCAAAACGCCAUUGCUCAUAUAUCGGAAGGAACAGAUUUUACUACUGAUGUACAAUAUGAGAAUCAGAGAAUAAGUGAUGCAUCAAAUGUAGAACCGGUUACUGACGAUAGGAACACAAUAUUGUUUAGUGAUAGUUCUAUUACUAGUCAUGUAUCAAAUAUAAUUAGUUCCUCUAACGAGACUCAGCUUUUCAAUAGCGGAGUAGAAAACUUAUCAUUUAUUAAUAAUACCUUACAAACUGAAACUUCUAACGAAGUCGAUCAACCAUUAAAUUCGAAAUGUACUCCGACCACACCUUCUGAAGCUAUAGAAUUAGCAAUAGCAUCUGAAGAGGAAAUACCUUCUCCUUGGAUAGAUGUUAUGGCCUUGGCGACUUCAUCCACAUUAAGGAGACAGUCUUGGUCGGAACUGAAUGCUUUUCCAACCGCAGUUCAUUCACUAGUCGAUUUAGUUGAACCAGAACCUUAUCCAUUGCAAGUAGAGAAUCAGUUAGAAUCGUUACAACAUUUGGAUAACGUUAAUUUAGUAGGUGUGGAAGGUAUAACAGAAACUGUUCAUCGUAACGAGAGUGUCGGUAAUAGACAAGAAAAUAGUACAAAGCUGAAAAAGAGCAGGAACGUUUUGCAAGAGAUUACCGCCGAUGCGGACAUAUGCAAAUGUACUGAUUGCAAAUGCGAUCAUCUACGAAAUUGCCACAAUUGCUCAAGUAACGUACCGACAGGAAUUAAUAAGAAGAAUGCAUUCAAAGCAGUCGACGAUAUCACGACUUGCUUGCAAACUGAAUGUUUGUGUGACAAUGAACCUGGUGGUUGUGGCUCUUGCUGUGUUGUUAUUUGCUUAAAAACAUUACAACAAUUACAAAAAGUAUUUAGUAAUUGUUGCAAGAGUACUAGCAAUAUAACUUGUAGGGAAAAAUUGUUACCAUCGUUAAUGAAAUGUCAAUUAACAAAAAAUCAAUGAAACGAAUGGUUUAUUGUACAACUAGUCAUGCCAAAAGAAACAUAUAUUUUGCAUAAACAUUCAGCGCGGGAUUCAUUAUUUAUCGUGAUGUAUAGAUUAGUCCGCUUAGCUUUAAAUGCGAUUUUUCUUCUAAAUGUUAAAUUUGAAACGUAUUGUGUAGGACAAAUUGAGAGUAUGGGAUUGUAUAUACAUACCUGUACCAUAUUUCAAGAGACUUUAAUUAUGUAGAUGCAAUAUGUAAAUGUUAUGAUACAUUUUCUCGCGUGCCAACACAUUUGUAAAUUUUUUACUUAAAAUGUUUUAAGUCUUCAACAUUGCUGUUGCAUAGUUGAUAAAAAUAAAAGGCUUUAUUGCUUUACCACACUGAACAAUAGGAAAGGAUAUUCGAAACUGAGCGCGGUGGUGUAAGACGAAAUAAGUGUCCUUUGCCUCAAAAAAUCUACUUUAAAGUCUGUGUACAUUAUACAAAUGUUAUAUCAAAUUUGAUACUUCGACGUUUUAUAGAUUGGUAUAAUAUAUUUUUAAUGUACAAAUAUUAUGUACAUAACAUUUUUUUUUUAUAUAUACAGUAACGGUUAUAAAAACUAUUGAAAUUAUAAACUUUUAUAAUGCAAUGAUAUUCGUUAACUUAUAUGCUAUUUAUGUAAACAAAAAAGCAUCGUUGAUGUGUGUGUAGUGUACUAAAUAUUUUAGUAUUAGUUUAAAACAGAGAGUAUCAUAUUUAUUAUGUCUUCUAGUGCACAAUGUUCUGAUAAUUGAAAAUGAAGCCAUGCAACUAUUUAAGAAUAUUUAAUUUCAAGAGAGUAUUGCAUAAAAAGUAUGAAAUAAAAUUAAGCAAUACUCAAUCCUCUGAAUAUUUAUAAAUAUAAAUCAGGGUAAUAGAAUGAAACAAAUUUUAACAUAUUCAAAUAAUUUUUUGUGGCUGUUACACAUAAUGUACUUGGAAACACAACAAAAUCACUGUACCUAAAUAGUUUUAUAAAGAAAAUAAAAUUUUAUUGUUAUUCUUUAAAUAAAAUUCAACUAACACAAUAAAUUAUAAU